AUGGCAUCUAGAUGGAAAAGCUUCAUCGUGAUGCUAUCUGAGACAAAGACAGGAAUUUGUUUGCUGCAGGAUGGUAAUCAGGAGCCUUUCAAAGUGCGACUGCACCUAGCCAAAGAUAUUUUGAUGAUCCAGGAGCAGGAUGUGAUAUGUGUGUCUGGCGAGCCUUUCUAUUCUGGUGAAAGAACGGUGACCAUUAGAAGACAAACUGUAGGAGGAUUUGGAUUAAGCAUAAAGGGAGGAGCAGAACAUAACAUUCCAGUUGUAAUUUCAAAAAUUUCCAAAGAACAAAGAGCGGAACUUUCUGGACUACUCUUUAUAGGGGAUGCCAUUCUUCAGAUUAAUGGAAUUAAUGUGAGAAAAUGCAGACAUGAAGAAGUGGUUCAGGUUCUUCGGAAUGCAGGUGAAGAAGUGACCCUAACUGUAUCAUUCCUAAAAAGAGCACCUGCUUUCCUCAAACUGCUGCUGAAUGAAGAUUGUGCAUGUGCUCCAAGUGACCAGAGCAGUGGCACAUCUUCUCCCCUUUGUGACAGUGGUUUGCAUCUCAACUACCAUCCUACCAACACGGAUACAUUAUCAUGCUCUUCAUGGCCAACCUCACCAGGUCUGAGAUGGGAAAAGAGAUGGUGUGACCUUCGAUUAAUCCCCUUACUUCAUUCACGUUUCUCCCAGUACCUCCCUGGAUCAGAUUUGUGUAGGCAGAAUGCUUUUCAAGUAAUUGCUGUGGAUGGGGUGUGCAGUGGAAUAAUUCAGUGUCUCUCUGCUGAAGACUGCAUUGAUUGGCUACAAGCAAUAGCAACAAAUAUUUCAAACCUCACAAAGCACAAUAUUAAAAAAAUCAACAGGAACUUCCCCGUAAACCAGCAGAUAGUCUACAUGGGCUGGACUGAAGAACGAGAACAAGAUUCCCUUCAAGAUCGGAAGUAUACACCAAAGUUUUUAGCACUGAGAGGCUCUUCCCUUUAUAAAUUUCUGGCACCUCCAGUAACCACUUGGGACUGGACACGAGCAGAAAAAACAUUCUCAGUUUAUGAGAUUAUGUUUAAAAUCUUCAAGGACAGUGAUCUACUGGACCGUCGGAAACACUGCUUUGGUGUCCAAUCAGAAACUGGAGAGGACCUCUACUUUUCAGUAGAGUUAGAGUGUGACCUAGCUCAAUGGGAGAAAGCCUUCCAAACAGCUACAUUUUUAGAAGUUGAAAGGAUACAGUGCAAGACCUAUGCCUGUGUACUGGAAAGUCAUCUAAUGGGACUAACUAUUGACUUUAGUAUGGGAUUUGUCUGCUUUGAUGCUGCAACAAAGGCUGUACUUUGGAGGUACAAGUUUUCUCAGCUUAAAGGUUCUUCAGAUGACGGCAAAAGCAAAAUCAAAUUUUUGUUUCAGAAUCCAGAUACUAAGCAGAUUGAAGCAAAGGAGCUGGAGUUUUCCAAUCUGUUUGCUGUUCUCCACUGUAUUCAUUCCUUCUUUGCUGCCAAAGUGGCUUGUUUGGACCCUCUCUAUUUAAGCAAUCAGGCCUCUGCCUCUGCUUCUACUUCUGCUUCCUCUGCUGCUACUGGCAAAGUAAAAUACACCACCUGA
Molecule: messenger RNA, 1575 nt
Organism: Vombatus ursinus (common wombat)
Lineage: Eukaryota; Metazoa; Chordata; Mammalia; Diprotodontia; Vombatidae
Product: gamma-1-syntrophin-like
Exons: 17
Coding region: 1-1575 (524 amino acids)
Cellular component (GO): dystrophin-associated glycoprotein complex; intracellular anatomical structure
Molecular function (GO): structural molecule activity; protein binding
Source: RefSeq, a predicted model, not a curated record